Molecule: messenger RNA, 1776 nt
Organism: Enterobius vermicularis (human pinworm)
Lineage: Eukaryota; Metazoa; Nematoda; Chromadorea; Rhabditida; Oxyuridae
Source: the annotation of a GenBank genome assembly
AUGCUAAGUUUGCGCAAGUUGAUGCGCAAACCGCGUAUCGACGACUGGUCUCCUUUAGCGAAGUUUUAUUACGCUGAUGAAGCGCUUAUUGCUGUAGCAAAUGAGCUGGAUUCUUUUGAUGCACGUCGAGAUCCGGAACGUUGUAAUCAACUAGUUGCAAAAUUGCGUCAAGCACAGGACCGACUUUUACACAUUAUAUCUGAGAUGAUGGUAAUCGUAUUUCCUCGGGAAUCUGACAGGGCAUGCCGCGAUUAUCGAGUUAAAUUUCCUGAUGAAAUUAUCCAUGAUAACCUACCAGGACAGCUGUGGUUUGGUGCUGAGUGUUUGACAGCUGGGUCAAAUAUAAUCGAACAUGAGGCCGAGUCGGAAGUUAUUAGGCCAAUGGCUCGGGCACUUACUAAACAACUUGAUACUCUUCGAGAAAUACUGAAAGAUCAGUCGCUGAGAGACCCAACUCAGUAUUCCGACAAAAUUAAAUUAAAUUUGAAGGAGUUUGAUCGUUUAUUUGCUGAGUUUGAACUCAACUAUGUUAGCGCAAUGGUACCUGUGAAAAGCGUUAAAGAACACGAUUGCCAACUUGAUGUUGCUGUUCUUUUUUCAGAAUCGCUUGACAGGGCUUUAAAGCUGGGAUAUAUCACCCAGGAGCAUAUUGAUGACUGUGACCCGAAUGUGAUGAUUACCCUCCCUCGCUUAGCAAUAAUUUGCGGGUUGAUUUAUUUUCCCGAAGGAGCACUGAAUGUUGACGGACCAGCAGAAAACCUUUCAGAGAUGUUUCGGCCAUUCCACCAUUUGCUUAUUAAAAUUCGCGACCUACUGCGUGUGCUAACUGCGGAUGAGUUGCGUUCUGUAGAGCUUGCCUUGUGUAGUGGUGAUUCUUCUAAUACCAGUGACCAUGGUCUAGAUGCAACAACAUUUACAAUGAGUGAUUUCAGACAGAGGAACGUCUCUUCGUCAAGUACUAGUCUCUACUUCUUCAGAAUGAACGGUUGUGUGAACUCAUCUGCGCAGACUUUAUGUGUCUCAGAGGACUCAGAUGAUGCGGGUUCUAACGAAUCACCAUCACCUUCACGUUUGUCGGAGAAUACUUCAGCUCUCGCGCAUGAAAUUCUAUCACCGCCCUUUAACAUACCGUCUUCCGAAACUACUGAUUCCCAUGACUCGACGAUGUAUAAUAUUUUAGGAAUUCAUUUCGUGCAUAGUUUGGUUCAUUGUUUUCAUUUUAGGCCUGAGAGGCCUGCUGACCCUGCGAAUUUGAGAUCUCGUUUUCGUUCUUCUGCUGAUUUGGUUCACAGGCUUUUCGUUUGCAUUGCCGGUGUUGCGGAUCAGUUGCAGACAAAUUAUCCGUCGGAUGUGCGAAAAGUUUUAAAAAUGGUGUUGCAGCCAAACGAGUUAGUUCCUGUGUAUGAAGUAAGUGUGCCAGGGAAAACUGCGUCGGUUCCCGAAAAUGAAGAAGAAACGGGCGUUGAAGUUCAAGAAGCUUUACCACUUCCAUCUUUUGUAGGAGUACGUUGGGUACCUGAUAGCGACUGUGAGCAGUGUACAGCAUGCGGAGUACCUUUUACUUUAGUACGUCGUCGACAUCACUGUCGCAACUGUGGGCGGAUUUUUUGUUCACGUUGUUCUGCCAAUUCCCUGCCACUUCCGGAAUUGGGGUACGAUAGAAAGGUAAGAAAUGGUUUUCGUAUCCCAGACUUGUUUUCUACGCUCUUUCCCACUCACUUUUCUUUUUUCUUGGACUAUUUUCUUGUACGUUUUACAGAUACAACUUCUACAUAG